CUGCGGCAACUUCCGGUCGUAACGGCUGCUGGAGUGAGGUGGUGGUGGCGGCGGCAAGAUGGAGACUAUCCUGGAGCAGCAGCGGCGCUACCAUGAAGAGAAAGAGCGGCUCAUGGACGUCAUGGCCAAGGAGAUGCUCAUUAAGAAGUCUACGCUCCGGGACCAGAUCAACUCGGACCAUCGCACUCGGGCUAUGCAGGACAGGUAUAUGGAAGUCAGUGGGAACCUGAGAGAUUUGUAUGAUGACAAGGAUGGGUUAAGAAAGGAGGAGCUCAGUGCUAUUUCAGGACCAAAUGAAUUUGCAGAAUUCUAUAAUAGACUUAAACAGAUAAAAGAAUUCCACCGGAAGCACCCAAAUGAGAUUUGUGUGCCAAUGUCAGUGGAAUUUGAGGAGCUCCUGAAAGCCAGAGAAAAUCCUAGUGAAGAGGCACAAAACUUGGUGGAAUUCACAGAUGAAGAAGGAUAUGGCCGUUACCUGGAUCUUCACGACUGCUACCUUAAGUACAUUAACUUGAAAGCAUCUGAGAAACUGGAUUAUAUCACAUACCUGUCUAUCUUUGACCAGUUAUUUGAUAUUCCCAAGGAAAGGAAGAAUGCAGAGUACAAGAGGUACCUGGAGAUGUUGCUCGAGUACCUCCAGGACUACACAGACAGGGUAAAGCCCCUACAAGACCAGAAUGAACUGUUUGGGAAGAUUCAGAAUGAAUUUGAGAAGAAGUGGGACAACGGUACCUUCCCAGGCUGGCCGAAAGAGACAAGCAGUGCACUGACACACGCUGGAGCCCAUCUUGACCUCUCUGCAUUUUCCUCCUGGGAGGAGUUGGCCUCUUUGGGUCUGGACAGACUGAAAUCUGCACUCUUGGCUUUAGGACUGAAAUGUGGCGGUACGCUGGAAGAGCGGGCCCAGAGGCUAUUCAGCACUAAAGGCAAGUCCCUGGAAUCACUCGACUCCUCUCUGUUUGCUAAGAAUCCCAAAUCAAAGGGAACCAAGAGGGACACUGAGAGGAAUAAAGACAUUGCUUUCCUUGAAGCCCAGAUCUAUGAGUAUGUAGAGAUUCUCGGGGAACAGCGACAUCUCACUCAUGAAAAUGUGCAGCGCAAACAGGCACGGACAGGGGAGGAAAGAGAGGAGGAAGAGGAAGAGCAAAUAAGUGAGAGUGAAAGUGAAGAUGAAGAGAAUGAGAUUAUCUACAACCCCAAAAACCUGCCCCUGGGUUGGGAUGGCAAACCCAUUCCGUACUGGCUGUAUAAGCUGCACGGCCUCAAUAUAAACUAUAACUGUGAGAUCUGUGGCAACUACACCUAUCGAGGACCCAAGGCCUUCCAGCGGCAUUUUGCGGAGUGGCGUCAUGCUCAUGGCAUGAGGUGCUUGGGCAUUCCAAAUACAGCCCACUUUGCUAAUGUGACCCAGAUUGAAGAUGCUGUCUCUUUGUGGGCCAAAUUGAAACUGCAGAAGGCUUCGGAACGAUGGCAGCCUGACACUGAGGAGGAGUAUGAGGAUUCCAGUGGAAAUGUUGUGAAUAAGAAAACAUAUGAGGACUUGAAACGCCAGGGACUGCUCUAGUGUCUUGAGGACGAGCUCGGUGACUGGCAGAGCAUCCUAGGAUUUGGCAUUUUUUUAUUCCACACAAGCACAUGUUCCCAAAGACUGCUACAUGACCUAACGUUCUACCAUGUGUCUUGUGAAGACAAGAAUUGCGGACAUAGUGAAGAUUUGAAAUAUGUUUAAAUUUUCGUUUUAUAUUAAAAAGGUUCUGCAAAAAAAAAACACAAAAAAACUAGAUUUGAUUUGAAUGUGGUGCGUCUGAAAGCCUCGUAGGGAAUCCAGUUCUUCGGGCCAUUAGUUCCUGUCACUUUCUGUGCCUAGUCUGGAAGGUCAGAGGUUGAAAAGAAGAAGGAACUCUGUCAGAAUAUCAGAAAUCGACAGACUUCUCUAUCGUUAAUGUGAAGCCAACACAGAGCUGCCUCAGGGCCCUCCUCAGGGAACCACCAAGCACCAUUGCUCUCCUCUCUUUCUCCUGUCCCUUUUCACUGGAGGACUUCUCUCCCGAUGGCCCCUGGGGAGCCCCAUGCUUAAUUGUUGGAGCCCCAGCACCUGCUUUCUCAUACGGGAGGAGCCUGUGAUCUCUAACUCUGUGUUUUCAGUGCCCUCCUUAUCUUCACAGUCAGUCAACAUGCAUUUAAGGUCCUGCUAUGUGCUGGGCCUGGGGGAUACAGGGACAAAUGAUGAAACGCUCUUCACACUCUUGACAUGGGUCGGAAUUUUCUUGUGGCUCCUCAGAUCUUUUGCUCCUUAUUUUUAUUGUGUAGCUUUUUUUUUCGCUCAAAGAGCACUUCUCCCUGAUGACCCAGAGAGAAAAAGGGUGUUCCUCCGGCCUCUGCCCCUCUUCUAGGAGGGUGGCCAGGCUACACCUUGAGGACAAUUUGUGGUUCCUUGGCCACCACAGAAAGACAAACAUGCCUUCUCUUCUGGAUACCGAAAUAGUCUCCUUGCCUUCCAUUCUGGUAGGAAGUAAGAUCUUUAGUCUGUAGUCCUCCCUCACUGUCAUGGGAAGGUAUUGUGAUAGAUGAUCUCGGAAGACAGGUUGCUGUGGUAAACUGCCUGUCGGCCUUGCCGGCUCACCUCCCUAGAGGCUGAACCGUUCAGCAAAGAGUCUUCUUAUCUUUCCUUCCAAGACCUGCUUUGGUUCAGUACCUAAUGUACCUUGCAUACAGCAGGCACUUGAUAAAUAUGCCUUGAAUUGUCUAGUUUCAGUCAGAGCUGCUACCUGCCAAAUGCCUCUUCCCCAUGAUAC
Molecule: messenger RNA, 2795 nt
Organism: Vombatus ursinus (common wombat)
Lineage: Eukaryota; Metazoa; Chordata; Mammalia; Diprotodontia; Vombatidae
Gene: SF3A3
Product: splicing factor 3a subunit 3
Exons: 17
Coding region: 59-1564 (501 amino acids)
Biological process (GO): mRNA splicing, via spliceosome
Cellular component (GO): spliceosomal complex; nucleus
Molecular function (GO): zinc ion binding; RNA binding
Source: RefSeq, a predicted model, not a curated record